AUGGAGACCGGCGCGGGAUUGACGUGUCACACGGCGCCGGGGGUGGUGUUCGACACCAUGGACGCGCUGAAGCGACAUUACAAGAGCGAUUGGCACCGGUACAACUUGAAACGAAACGUCGCCGGGUUGCCGGUGGUGGGGAAGGAUUUGUUCGAUCGGGUGAUGCGGCAGGCGGCGGCGCAGGAGGCGGCGACGAAGAAGCAAAGCGAGGGAGGGACCGCGGUCGCGGGCACGGGGCACCUGAAGCGGAAGGAUCAGCUUCCGAGGAGCGUACUCAGGGCGCAACGCUUUGAGAAGUGGGCCGAGGCGCACAAGGAGACGCUGGCAAAGGUGGACGCGUACAUCGCUCGGGGAGAAGAAGUUCCGGAGGAGUUGCUCGAUGAAAUUUCUAGACGUCGAAGCGAAAUGGACGACGACGACGACGUGGACGAGUACGACGGCGAGUGGGAAGAGAUGGACGAGAGCGAGGCGCAGGAGGCGUUGGCGAACAUCGAGCGCGCGGCUCAAGAGGCCGAGAGCAGCGACGAAGACAUGGACACACAAUCGUCGUUUACGAUGGAAGAGUUGACGUACGGACCCGUCCGUUUGGCGGACAACGGAUUUGAGCUUAUCAUCAUCGGUAAGGAUGGGAAAUCAAAGCGUAUCGGGCCGAGAGAGUUCCGCCGUUAUUACAAGCAACGCCAUCGCCCGAACGACGAUCGCGCCUCCGUUGUCGCCAACACUCGGCACAUUGGCGCGCAAGCUAGUGGCGACGCUGCUGGACGUCGUGGUGGGAUGACGCAGCGAGAUUACCCCAGCAUGCCGUCUCAAAUCUCCUUGGUGCACCGCCGAGCCCAGCGCGCGCUGCGCAAGUACCAAGGUGAUCUCAUGGUCAUGGGCGGAAGCGCGAACAAGAAGUUUGACAUGAACGGGCGAAACGCGAAGACCAAGCUCCCUAAGGCGUGUCCGUAUUAG
Messenger RNA from Ostreococcus tauri, 954 nucleotides. Its product is annotated as unnamed product. The record is from RefSeq and is a predicted model, not a curated record. Gene Ontology annotation, cellular component: preribosome, large subunit precursor. NCBI's taxonomy places the organism in Eukaryota, Viridiplantae, Chlorophyta, Mamiellophyceae, Mamiellales, Bathycoccaceae. The transcript has 2 exons. Bases 1 to 954 code for a protein of 317 amino acids. Gene Ontology annotation, biological process: ribosomal large subunit biogenesis.